Messenger RNA from Fusarium tjaetaba, 849 nucleotides. RefSeq names its product gluconolactonase. NCBI's taxonomy places the organism in Eukaryota, Fungi, Ascomycota, Sordariomycetes, Hypocreales, Nectriaceae. The record is from RefSeq and is a predicted model, not a curated record. The coding region runs from base 1 to 849 and encodes 282 amino acids. The transcript has 2 exons.
AUGUCCUUCAAGAUUUACAACGAAGGGGCCAAUGCCAUCUUUGACGCCUCUUCAACGGUCGAGGUGAUCCAUGAGAAUGACCAAUAUCCAUUUGCCCACGAAGCUGGCGUCUUCAUUCCAGAAGAAAAUGCCCUGUUCAUCACGAGCAACCAGUUCCCAGACCCUACGACCGGCCAGAAGACGAUCCAAAUAAGCAAAGUCCAACUCUCCCCCGAUGGGAAGUUCAUUAGCUGCGAAGAAGUCAACGCGCCUGACGUUAUCAUGGCAAAUGGUGGUGUGAACUACAAUGGCGGCGUAUUAUUCUGCUCGCAAGGAUCCCUGACUGCGCCAGGAGGUCUUGUAUUUAUGCAGCCUAUCGCGCCUUACAGAUGCGCAGCGCUCGUUACCUCAUUCUACGGGCGAGAUUUCAAUUCCUUGAAUGACGUGGUUGUUCAUUCUGAUGGCUCUCUCUGGUUUACAGAUCCAAUUUAUGGCUACGAGCAGGGUAUAAGACCAGCUCCCCAGCUACGAAACCAGGUCUAUCGAUAUGAUCCUAAAGACGACUAUGCUUUCGACCUAUCAACCAUCUCCGGCGAGCCAUUCCUCACCAACAAGAGAGUGUUCGCCAUGGCAGACACCGGAAUCCCCGACGGCAUCAAAUGCGAUACGAAAGGUAACGUUUACAGUGGCUGUGGCGAUGGCGUAAACGUCUGGUCACCAGGCGGCGUCUUACUCGGAAAGAUUAUUAUUUCUGGAGGCGUUGCGAACUUUUGCUUUGGUCGAAAUGGGGAGUUGUUUAUGCUGAACGAGCACAAGAUUUGGAGAGCUCAGCUAGCCAGCGGCGUCAAGGGGGCGCUGCUCGGCAUCUGA